UUCAGUGGAUUACAGACCAUCGAACGGUGCAAACGGUUACGUAACUCGCGACGGUAAUUUGUGUCAACGAACCUCCACAAAGAGUAGGAGAAUAAUUAAAUGUGCGUUCGGAUCAACAUGAUCUCAUUAUGGAGUCGUUGGAUCGCAUUAUUUAUCGGAGGAAUAACGCUAGGAAGCGGACAGAGACUAGAUGAAAUAAUGAAGAAUGAUCCUGAUAUAUCUCAGUUCUAUGCUUACAUGGAACCAUCAAAAUCGGCGAACUUCACGCUGGGAAAUAAACAAUGUACCAUAUUCGCGCCUAUCAAUGCGGCUUUCCAAAAAUUGGGUGAAGUUAAGGGAGAAAUCGAACCAUUAGUUUUGUAUCAUAUGCUUAACAUUCCGAAGACUACUGAUCAACUAGGCAGUUCUUAUACAUCUCUGUUGACGGAGCUGUCAGGAAGUCCGCCGAUUUGGAUAACUCAUGUCACUGGAAGCUACCACAAUGAUAUAUACGUGAACAACGCGAGAAUAUUGGUCAGUCAAUCGAACGUAAAAAGUUCCGGUACGAACUUAUUGCAGGUGCUCCAUAAAAUUGACGAAGUUUUGAGUCCAACGAUAUCGCCGAGUUCUGUAUCAAAUCGAAUUUACAAUCCAACGGCUUGGGAAUUUUUAUAUAGUUAUGAUUCGUUUAUUGAGAAUAGUCAAACGCCGUUUAGAAUUAGAAAUUUUCUUCAGAGAGUUCAACAGAAAGGCAAACAAGACAUCUUUAAGGACGAAGGAGGACAUACUUUUUUCAUUCCAAUUGACGAGGGUUUUGGGAACGAUAGGGCGGCUUCUAUCGACGAGAAAAUAAUCGAUGGUCAUGUGAUACCAAAACAAGUGUUAUUUACAACCCCAACGAGAAAAGAUGUUCCAUAUCAAACACUCGCCAACGGAGACAAUACUAUCAGGGUAGUCAUUUCAUUUACCCAAGAAAAAAGAGGCUCGGAAAUUGUCAAUUAUGUUAAAAGUCACACACUUUUCGGUGACGGUAAUCACACCCCCGGCGUAGUUCUCGCGCAAAUAGUUAAAGCCAACAUUCCAGUUAAGAACGGUGUAGUUCACUUGAUCCAAAAACCACUCAUGGUGGUCGAUAGUUCCGUGAGGAAGUUACUAGAAGAGCAGAUGGAUUAUAUUUGCAACGUUGGUAACGUUGCUAGACACGACAAUAUUCCCGAAUAUAUCCAGGAUUAUGAGCCGGAUUACUACCAGAGAUUCCCCGAAUUCAUACAACAACCUGAACAGGAAGGACGCAUCCUGAGCAACUUUUUCAAAGCUAUCCAAGACGCGGGUAAAGAGGGAGAAAAAUUAUUGGAAACGUUAGACAAAGGACACGACGUAACUUUAUUCGCUCCUUGUAAUAAAGCGAUGGAAGGCGAUUUAAUUUUGAAAAAACUUUUAGAAGACCCCACUAAAUUAAUAGAUAUACUCAAAAUGCACGUAAUCGUAGAUAGCAGAUUAUAUCUAGAGAAGAUAUUCCAAGAAGGACAAGUUAGGCCUUUUCAAUUCCCUACUUUGAAUACUGGAAAAAUUCUCUACUUCAACGUCGUUUCCUCGAACACCAACAGAACGUUAUCUGUAGAAGGAGGUGGAGUAAACGCGACUGUUAUCCAACCCGAUCUAGCCGCAACCAAUGGUAUUAUACAUAUCAUAGAUAGAGUCCUAGGAGUACCUUACAACACCAUAUUGGAUAAGCUAAGGGCAGACCCUAUGCUUUCGUUAACAUAUGAACUAGGAAAUCUUCAGAAUUUCAACUAUCAAUUGAACAACACGAAAAAACAAUUCACUUACUUUGUACCAUCAAAUAAAGCAUGGAAAGAUGCCGAAGUUGAUCUGCCAUCUGCCAUUAAGAAAGUAUUCAUGAAAGAAUACGCUUUUCACGCGACGGCAACAUUAGAACGUCAUUUGGUUGUUUCUAACGAAUCUUAUACCAUGGAAAGGAUCAAACAAUUAUCCAAUGCUACCAACACUUACGGAACGUUCGGAACAAGACGUGACGUGAAUCUGCCAACGACUAGAGGCUCUUUAGCACUUUACAUCGAAGAAAAAAAAGAUAACACUAAUCCAGAAUCUGAAAAUACAUCAUUCAUUAUCGUGUGGAAAGGUCGCAAGAUACCAGUUUUCAGACCGAAUGUCGAAUGUACCAAUGGUAUAAUUCAUGUAAUCGAUCUUCCUAUGAUACGAGAUGAAGAUAUUAUAGUCGCUUCUGCAAUCACUUUUGCUCCUCAAGUAACUAUAUACUUAAUAUUUUUAUUAUUAUUAAUAUAAAAAUAAAUUUUGUAAAAUGUACAUUACAUCGUUCAUACAGGGUUUUUGUAAACAUUUGUAAUUACAUAAGAUGCAUAUGUAAUUAUAAUAUGUAUUAUAUACACUUCUAAUCAUUUUUUAAUUUAGUUUAUUUUAUAUAGGUUCUUCGAAAAUUUUUAUUAAUAUAAUAUUACAAAAACUCUGUGGAAAUUUCAUUACGUUCCUAACAGGUUGACUGCCAUUUCUCAAUCAUUUUGUAACACUAUCGAAUAGUCCCAGUUCCCAGUCCCAUAGCAUAAAAAAAAGUAAAAUGAAGAAAUAAAUGCAGACAGAGACAAAAUAGAAGUCAGCGGUUUUAUUCGAAUUAAAUAAAUAAAAGAACGGUUAAAUGAGAUAAAAUCAAUAUGGGAAAUUCUUAAACAGGACUAGAAUCAUUGAAAUAUGAUCAACAAUUAUGAAAUCUUUGGAUAAAAAAUGAUUGGAUAUAGAAAAACAGUGAAAUUUUUUAAAUAAAGGGGAAACAACUCCAAACAGUUAUUUCGAAAAAUAUAAAAAUAGAGGUUAUAAAAGGAGAGAAAUUAAUAAAAAUGUGAGAUUUUUUUUAAAUAAAUUUCUUAAAUUUUUGUUUAUGGAGCUCAGAACAAAGUUGAAGACCGAAGCUACCAUUAAAGAUAAGAAAAUAAUGUCUGCAUUCAAAUUGUAGAAUGUAAGAAUUAUGCAAAAUUGAUUGCAUAUCGUUAAGUUGCUGUAUGUCAAAGACAAUGGACGCAACCAAUCGAAAGAUAAUGGGAAAAUCAGUUGAAGAAGGUUUUGUUUGGUUAUGAGAAGAAUUUACAAUGGAUUUUGUGUUUACAUCCAUACUAACCCCUUGAAGAUGUCUUCGGAUCGAAUACUUAUAAAGGUCCUGAGAUAGACUAUCGAGUGACUUGGUGUUUGGUUGAAAGCUUGUAGAGGACGCUAAUGGUUCAAUCAAAAAUAUAACCACGUCUUAUUUAAUUUUAUUAAGAGUGUUAAGAUCUGGAGGCGAUCCGAUAAGUCGUUGUAGUCCAGUAGCUUGUGUAUAGUUAUGUAUUAAUUUUUUAAAAAUGUUAAUGUAAUAAGUAAUUUUUUAUCUAUUAUUUACUUGAACAGUUUAAUCUCGGCGGUCUUCCUGUUAAUAAUGAGUCUAGAUUAAAAUCUAAAGAUGAUGCUUUGGGGACUUAGGCCCUCAGAGCCUGAAAUCAAAAUUUGUGAAUCAGCUUUUUAUCAAAAAUUUCCAAAAUGUUACUACUUGCUAUUAUUUCUAUUAUAGUAGAAAAAAUAAAAAAUUGUAUUAAAUUUUGGAAUUUGACAAUAUUAGAUGUGAUAUUAAAAAUUUUAAAAUUAAAUUUUGAUGAAAAGUUGACUAGUAAAAUAAGCCUCUCCCCCCAGUUUGUCCCCCGUUAAUAAUCUAUGGACGUACUACCAGAACAAAAUCUGCUAUUUUGGUUUAUGAAUUUUUUGUUAAUUGAUCCAAAAAAGGCUGAAAAUAGCCACCCGAUUUUGAUUAUUGAAAAAUCUCUUCAAUAUCAACUUUUUCAUUGCUUCGUGGGGAGAAACCGACUGUUUCUUGUAUGCUGUCCCCUCCCACCAUAGUCUUUUGAAAGUUGGUACUUCAUUAGACAUCUGGACUUGAAAAUUGCGGCGCCAUCUGUGUGUCAGUCACACAGCUUAUUGAGUGAAGUGUGGGGUACUACGCCGAGAAAGUCACACUGGCUCGAUUAUAGGAGGGUGUCGCAAUGAAAAGGUUAAGGUGAUUUUUUUUUAUUGUACUACUCUUUUUAUUCUUAAGUAAAAGUUUCAAAACUCAUCUGCUACAAAUGUUUAGGUAUCACAAUGUUCGAUUUGCUUUAAAAAAAUGAAUGAAUGUAAUUUUCAUGUAUUUAUCAUAACAAAAUGAAUACCUAAUAAGAAAAACUAUAAAAAGACUAACAAAGUAAUAAAAAAAUGAUAGGCUAUGAAAAGCUAAAAAACAUCAAAAGUUUUGAUGAAUAUUUAAUAUUUUUCGAAAUAAAACUCUAUGUGUAUCGUAUAAUAUAUAAAAAAACGAUUAUUUGGAAAAAAAAAACAAUAAUUGAAUAUCAAAUUUAAACAAUUUUUGCAUAUGAUACGAAAUUUUUUAGGUUAGGUUACGAUUCCGAGUUUUUCGGAAUACAACCGUGGAUAAAAAACGAUCAAUUUUUAAAAAAACAAUAAUUGAAUAUCAAUUUGAAACAAUUUCUACAUAUGAUACGAAAUUUUUUAGGUUAGGUUACGAUUCCGAGUUUUCCGGAAUACUUUAAAACGUCAAUUUUGUUAUAUCAAUAAUCGUUUUUAAAUUAUACCUCUAUAAAAACCAAUAAUAUUUAGAUAUAAGAAGUUAUUUAUUAUUUUAUUUAGUUGGAAUAGAUAGAAUUGAGACUUUUCAGUAACCAUGAUCAUGAUGUGAAUAGUUUGAAAACUAAUCCGGAUCACUUUCACUAUCAUACAGGAAUCAAAAGAAGAAAUCAUUUCUAACCUAUAUUUUAUUAAUAAAUACUACCAACAUUACGCUUUCUGAAAAGUUUCCAUCUAAAAAAAUCAAUUUUUUUCAAAAGAAUCAGUUUAAGAACCGAUCAAUUUUGAAUUCGGUGUUCGUUAAUUGGUUACCAAUCGAUUCGGAAUCAACCGCGAAUAAAUCUUUUAUUUCCGAAUAAGAUUUUUAUUUCAACGCGAAAAUGUAAAUUGUAAACUUUUGUAUAUGCCGAACGUAUCAAAACAAUGCUUAUCGCUUGCUAUUUUAUUUGUAUAUAAGAAAUUAACGUGUAAAGUAAGGCAUACACGGUACGGUCCUACCGGAGGGGUUAACUGUCAACAUUUAUCUGCGCGAGUACACUACACCAACACCGACAAUUAGGCUUUAGUUAUACUGGAUGCGGGUCCGUGCGUUUUUUUCACGUGUCAAUUGCUUUUAUGAAAUCAAGAAAUGCAUCAUCUUCAGCAGCUUUUUUCUGGGUCCAACGCAUUCCAAAAAGUUCAAUUUUAUUUAGAAUAUAGUAGAACGUACAUUAUCCUGUUGAGAACCGUUUUCACAUAACAUCAAUGUAGUGGCGUUCAUUUUGACUGUCAGAGUACAAAAACCUGCAUCCAGUAUAACCACGGCCUUACACUGUUUUUGAAGAUGAUAACUAGAAAAUCGAAACGCAUAGGUCAACGUCUCCAGCUAACCAUAUCGUGUAUGAUAACUGUAAUAAUUUAAUGUGAAUGUAAUUUUUUGUCAAAGUAUUUAUUUAUCACUGUUAGUUAUAUUAAAAGAAUUUAAAUUGCAAAUAAGGGAAGAAUAAAAAUAUUGAUUAAAAAUCUAAAAAAAUACUACUAAUUCUAAAUAAAUGUUUCGACUGUAUUUUCAAUCAUAUUUAAGCUUUUUUAUGAUUAAAGUGUGAAUUGAGUUGUAAAUAUUUCUAUUUUCAAUAAAGCAGUCUAUGCUCUAA
Diorhabda carinulata is the source of this 5732-nucleotide messenger RNA. RefSeq names its product fasciclin-1. The coding region runs from base 100 to 2286 and encodes 728 amino acids. NCBI's taxonomy places the organism in Eukaryota, Metazoa, Arthropoda, Insecta, Coleoptera, Chrysomelidae. The transcript has 14 exons. Gene Ontology annotation, biological process: extracellular matrix organization; cell adhesion. Gene Ontology annotation, cellular component: extracellular matrix. Gene Ontology annotation, molecular function: cell adhesion molecule binding. The record is from RefSeq and is a predicted model, not a curated record.